UACACCGGCAAGGGAAGAAGUACAACAACAAAAAAUCCAUACCAGUAGGCUAUCUACAUUAAGGAGGAACGCUUCCUUUCCUGAAGAGAUAGGGCUUCGCCCAUUCAAACUGUAAUCGUAAAUAUAUAAGUAAAGCAACAAAUAAAGACUGAAAAGGCAACAUAUAUAUGCACAGUUUAAAUCUGCGGGUUCAACAAAAUAAAUUACAAAAUGUAAAGAAGAAUUAAAUUGCAUUUAUAAGCAUGCUUGCUGCGUGUGUGUCAAGACGGUAAGAACUCUAAUUAGCAGUGCCUCACUGAUGCGAGAGCCCUCCGAAAAGACUCGCUAAUAUAAACAGGUGAAUGCGCACUCUGGAGUUAUUUAUGGGAUUCCAAUGUAGGUCGCUCUUUUCUCUGGAGAACACGCCCAAAUAGAUGAGAUAGUUAUAUAAAACCUGAGGGAAGAACAGGAGCUGCGUGGUUGAGAUCACUGCAGUCCUGCCUAGGCAUUCACAUCUCUGAAGUAACGUGUGACACGCAUACAAAUACCAAAUAAACUCAGAAAAAAAAAAGAGAGAGAGAGAGAGAGAGAGAGAGAGAGAGAGAGAGAGAGAGAGAGAGAGAGAGAGAGAGAGAGAGAGAGACACGGGAAGCAGGGUCGCUGGAUACAGUAGUGUGAUUCUCCACUGGGAUUUACAAAUGCACACAGUGUGAGGUGACUUUGAGCACAGAACGGGUUUCUGUUUUGUCUGUAGCCUACACCUUGACCUGGUGUUGAGCCGUCCAGCACUGAUCUUCAAAACAGAACACCGAUAACUAUAUAGAAUUAUUAUACAGAACAAACCAUAGACAGAAAGCAAACAUCAUGAACAGGAAAACUCGGCGCUGGAUUUUUCAUAUUUUUCUCUGCCUCGGGAUUGUGUAUCUCAAAAUAGGGGGCUUUUCCUCCGUUGUAGCAUUGGGAGCGAGUAUAAUCUGUAACAAGAUUCCAGGUUUGGCCCCGAGACAGCGGGCGAUUUGUCAGAGCCGACCCGAUGCUAUCAUUGUGAUCGGAGAAGGAGCCCAAAUGGGAAUCAACGAAUGCCAGUUUCAAUUCAAAAGUGGACGCUGGAACUGCUCAGCUCUCGGGGAGAGGACUGUCUUUGGAAAAGAGUUGAAAGUGGGGAGUAAAGAAGCAGCUUUCACCUAUGCCAUCAUUGCCGCGGGUGUUGCUCAUGCCAUCACAGCUGCCUGCACCCAAGGGAACCUGAGCAACUGUGGCUGUGACCAAAAAAAGCAAGGAUUUUACACCCAACAGGAAGGCUGGAAAUGGGGAGGCUGUUCUGCCGACAUCCGCUACGGCCUGGAUUUCUCCAAGGUGUUUGUCGACGCCAGGGAGAUCAAACAGAACGCAAGGACGCUCAUGAACUUACACAACAACGAGGCAGGACGCAAGAUGCUUGAAGAGAACAUGAGAUUAGAAUGCAAAUGCCAUGGAGUGUCGGGGUCUUGCACUACUAAAACCUGCUGGACGACGCUGCCCAAGUUCAGGGAGCUGGGUUACAUUCUCAAGGAGAAGUAUAACAAGGCAGUGCAGGUGGAGCCUGUGAGGGCAACCCGCAACAAGCGCCCCACCUUCCUCAAGAUAAAGAAGCAUCCCUCCUUUCUCAAGCCCACGGAUACAGACUUGGUGUACCUAGAGAGAUCACCCAACUACUGUGAAGAGGACCCAUUGUCGGGCAGUGUGGGGACGCAGGGACGAAUCUGUAACAAGACGGCACAGCAGACCAGUAGCUGUGACUUGAUGUGCUGUGGCCGAGGCUACAACACACACCAGUACUCUAGAGUGUGGCAGUGCAACUGCAAGUUCCUCUGGUGCUGCUACGUCAAAUGCAACACCUGCAGCGAAAGAACAGAAGUUUACACUUGUAAAUGAACACAACAAAUAUUUAUGCUUUUUUUUUUUUAUUUAAAGGGGUUCUUUCGCCCUGGAGAAAAAAAAAAAAAAUACAUUUGCACAUGAUCUCAACCUGUGAUCUACAAAAUUUGCAGCAAAGUCCUUGCUGUCUAUCAUAGUGGAAAGCUACUGGCGGUCCCCGUCUUGAAUUGCAAGGUUUAUGUGAAGCUGCAAAGAUGACGUAUAUUCGAGAAAAACAAGAGGGAAGAACGCAGUCAUACACUAGCCUGGGACUCAAAGGCAGAAUAUGUUGUCCAAAUGUUUUAGAGAGAACACAAGGUCCUGUCGACCACGUGAAGAGAAUGGCACAUAGGUCUUGCUGAAUUUUGAGUAUUUAGUGGCGGAAUGCUGCAUCGGAUUCCUGAUUAAAAACCUUGAAUGUGGACCUCACAGGGAACAGCCUUGACAGUGCCCACAGAAGGACUGCUUUCAUUGUGGAUUAUGCAGAUUUGAGCGUCUUCUUGUUUUGCCUGGAUCUCACACGGACUAGAUACAGAAAGCAUGGUUUUCCAGAGAUGAAGGUUUACCAGCUUCUUUUAUUGUGUAGCUGUUACUAGCACCUAGUUUGUGGAUGGACCUUUGAGCAUAAUGAUUCAAACAAACAGUAAUGGUAAUAUUUAACAAUUUAUUUAGAUAAAACUAAUAUUAAUUUAUUUAAUAAUAAUAAUAAUAAUAAUAAUAAUAAUAAUAAUAAUAAUAAUAAUAAUAAUAAUAAUAAUAAUA
Messenger RNA from Acipenser ruthenus (sterlet), 2637 nucleotides. Its product is annotated as protein Wnt-7a-like. Gene Ontology annotation, molecular function: frizzled binding; cytokine activity. The transcript is spliced from 4 exons. Gene Ontology annotation, biological process: neuron differentiation; multicellular organism development; cell fate commitment. Lineage: Eukaryota; Metazoa; Chordata; Actinopteri; Acipenseriformes; Acipenseridae. The coding region runs from base 844 to 1893 and encodes 349 amino acids. Gene Ontology annotation, cellular component: extracellular region. The record is from RefSeq and is a predicted model, not a curated record.